GACAGCUGUGAUCGUCGUCCUUGACGUCGGGGACCUUUUGCUCGAGGAUGAGCGACGCGUCGCGACGGGACAAGAACCCGCUGCUCACCGCCGCGGGGCAAGACUUUCCCUUCUCGAAUCUUUCGGAAAACUCCCUCCUAGUGCCCGUCACACCUGCGACGCCGGCGGUCCUUCGCGACGACGAGGAGAGAUCUGCCAGACAGGAAGCCUUCGGUCCCACGUCGUCCCCCGGACGGCAGAGGUUGGGGGCACCGCCUCCAGGGGCAGCCGACUCCUGCACGUUGCCGGAGAUUGGAGGAGCCUCCAAGCCAGGCUACUUCAGCUCCCUGCUUUCGUCUUUGCCGAGCCUGCCGCUUUCUUCCAUCACAGGUGGAGAAGCCACGACAAACCCUGCCCCUAACUCGCCCCCCGAGGUUCCUCAGCUGGAGAGACCACCGCAUCCUGCUGCCUUCUCGGUGCCCUUCUCGCCAGUGCCAUCCUCGCAAACUGGACCAACUGGACCAACUGGACCAAGGGUCCCACCAUCUUCGGCUCCGCCUCUGCAGCCACCUGUAGCAGGUGCUCCAGCAUCCUAUCGUUUGAGCAAUCAGCGGCGGUUGAGGUAUGCGCCGCCUCCAGAUCUGACCUCCAGCUCCGCGAAACAGCCUUCUCCGGCUCCGGUGGUACCAACGGCUGCCGUGGUAUCGGCACCUCCGACUUUGCUGAAUCCUAAUGUCGCGACAGAGCCCCCGGAGACCUGGAGCAGGGAUCUAAGUGGUCCAAGUAGUCAAACUUCGCAGCGGCAUCAGCGAAACUCCCUUCCCUACGGGGAUCCUUCGGUAGGAUCCUCGGCUCCCAAGGGAUUUGCUGCCGCUCGUAUUCCGCCAGCUUUGGGAGGGCUUCCUCCUGGUUCCGGUUCUGGAACUUGUCCCGCCGAUUUCUUCAAACCCGCAGACACCGCCGCUUCUGUCGGGGAUUCGGAGAGCACAAGGCAGGCUUUCGGGUGUUUUCAACCUGUAGAUCGCCAGACAACGACGGUAACCACUUGUGGAGCUGCGGAUUUAGCUGGGACUGGAGAGCUACCGAGGGAAACUUCCUCGAGUUUGGUCUUCGAGGUCAACCGGUCGACGAGUCAGGGGAACCCUCCGCCGUCUUGUGUAGGAGCACCGUUUGGGCUAGGUGCGGUUGUUAGGAGUUCGCCAAGUCCCGCGAAACCUCUACAAGAGACUGCCGUCGAAGACAAGUUCACCGAUGACCUAGCCGAGGUUGAUCUCACUCAGACUGAGCCUGCGUCUCCUCCGGCGGAGGAGUUUAAUACAGGACCCACUGGGUUGGAAGGGGCGAGCUUGACCGUGGACAUUUUUGCCAACUUGGUCACCAAGGCCACGAAGAACGAGGGUGCACCUGCUGAGAAUCUCUUGGAGCCUUCUAGGGACAAGUCCUCGGCGAAGAGUCCUGGUGACUACAUUGGAAAACCAACUGGAAGCAGCGAACUGUCCAACUAUUUCGGUCCUGCAGCUCAGGAUAGCACGGGUUCAACGUUUUAUGACCCAAAGUCUGAGGAACAUCAACUGCAGGCACCAGCCACGUCGCUCCAUCAGAACGCGAAGUCCCAGCAAGAAUCGAUCCCGCCGUUGACUUCUUUCCAGUCACCUCUGCAAGCACAGUCGCCAUUCUUGCAGCAACAACCGCCGCCCUUGUCGUCGCAUUAUCAGUCACAGCCUCGGCAACAAUCGGCGCAGUUCCCAAGAACAUUGGCAACGUCUUCGGCAAGCUCCCCAAGUCUUGUGCCAAGUCUCAGGGAAUUAUCGGGUCGCUCGUACCCCUCGCAAACUGCCGUACCGCAGGUGCCUCAGUCCUUGUGGGAACCUUCCCAAGGACAAGCAGCAACGCCGACUUUUUAUGACCCUUCCAAGUUUUCCGCCGGACUUUCAGAAGUUUUCUACCCUCACAGUGGGUUUCCUCAAGGGGUCUCUGGUGGCGGAAAUCGCCCGUUCGUGCAGACCACCCCUGGCAUCGCGUCCAGCUUAGGCCAGGGAUUUCCCUCUGGGCCUAAAUUUUCUAGCGGCAUUUCCUCAUCGUCCAACCUCAUGGCAGCGAUGAUUCCAGAGUCUACAGGGACUGCGACUUUGAGUCCUGUCCAGAUGUCCGUCAACCCGCUGAUGGGGCGCUCUUCGCCCGACAUAGUGCCGCCGAAUUUGCAGAACUUGGCUUCCGGUCCCUCCGAUCGCCGCACGCAGUACAGACCGGUCUAUCAUCAUUGGUUCUACCGGAAGGAGGUCGAAAACAAAUCGCUUUGGCAACCCUUCUCGAUGAACGACAGCAUGAAUCUGGAGACCGUUCAUAAUUCCACGGACAUCACCCCGGAAACUAAGGUUGCGACUGAUGGAGGUCGCUACGACGUCGAUGUUCUCAGGAGACAAAGGAUUCCUGUCUAUUGGACAGGGCAGCCUCAGGAUGUCAGGAGGUGUUCCUGGUUCAGCAAGGGCUUGUCGGAGUCUCGCUAUGUUCCCUACGAGGAGAACGUUGCUGCCAGGCUGGAGGAGGAAUACAGACUCGGGUGUCUGAGCAACAAUUGGAAUCGAAAGGUCGACCUGGCCAACGGAGAGUACAUCACCUUUCAUGGUGCAGGGGUGCAGAUGCACUACUUGAACCCCGCCACUCCGGAGUUGGCCUCUUCCUGGGGCAAUGGAACCAGCACAACGGGAAAGCCGCGGGUCGUUAGGAGGGGCGUUAGUGAGUUCAACAUCGAGGAAGGAGAACCGGAGAAGGUUGAUCACUUGCUGUUCCUCGUUCAUGGAAUCGGUAGUGUCUGCGACCUGAAGUUCAGAACCGUCGAAGAAGUCGUGGACGAGUUUAGGAGUAUAUCGCUGCAACUCGUGCAGUCCCAUUACCGUACCGCAAGCGAGCGCAAAGCCGUCAACAGGAUCGAGGUCCUUCCGAUUUCCUGGCACGCGACCUUGCACUCCGAAGACACGGGGAUAGACAAUAAGCUGAAAGCUAUCACCUUGGAGAGCAUCCCGAAAUUGCGGCACUUCACCAACGACACGCUGCUCGAUAUUCUAUUUUACACUAGCCCGGUUUACUGCCAAACGAUAGUCAAUACAGUAGGGGGCGAGAUGAACCGUCUGUACUCUCUGUUCAAGGAGAGGAACUCGGAUUUCGAGGGUGGUGUCUAUUUAGGGGGCCAUUCUCUGGGUAGUCUAAUUUUGUUCGACCUCCUGUGUCACCAGAAGCCUCCUAAAGAGGAUCCCGUUUAUGAGACGGUUGAAGGGGACGGCACCGUCGAGAAGGUCGAAGGCGAGAACGGGUCGAGCCUGAAACCCUCUCGACCGGCCCUGAAGAGGCGGCUGAGUAAAAAGAUCAGCUACGUCAUGGGCGGUGCAGGGACCGGGCAGCCUUUCAUCAGCUAUCCUCAGCUGAGUUUUUACCCGAAGGCCUUCUUCGCCCUCGGCAGUCCCAUAGGGAUGUUCGUAACAGUCCGAGGCAUCGACAACUUGGGGGAGGAUUUUGCCCUGCCGACUUGUCCAGCGUUUUUCAACAUCUUCCACCCCUUCGACCCGGUGGCGUAUCGGAUCGAAUCUCUUAUCAACACGGAAGCGCAUAAGUACAGACCCAUGUUGAUUCCCCAUCACAAGGGCAGAAAACGAAUGCAUCUAGAGUUGAAGGAAACCAUGGCCAGGGUCGGAGCGGAUCUUAAGCAGAAGCUGUUGGACUCCGUCAGGAGUACAUGGAAUUCGGUGUACCAGCUGGCCAUGUUCCACAGGCCGGACAAUCAGGCUCUAGAGCUAGAGAUCGACAAGGUGGUCGAAGAACAACUUCAAAAGGCACCCAGCGAGCUUGAUCAGCUAGUCGUCGACGAUGGCGGGGCCGACUUGAACGUCGGCAAGUUGAACGGUGGACGCAGAGUCGACUACGUUCUUCAAGAAGCUCCCUUCGAGUACAUCAACGAGUACAUAUUCGCGCUUACUAGUCACGUCUGCUACUGGGAAUCCGAGGACACGAUGCUCAUGAUGCUGAAGGAGAUCUACGGGUCUACGGGGAUCCAGACGGACGCCCAGCUUCCCCAACAGACCAUGACGAUCGAGAGGGUGUCACCUUCGACCUCGUUGUCUGGAGCAUCUUUGCCGAGUCCGGCAGAACCCGGGACCAGCGAUCCACCUGCAGACAUUCCUACCACCGAAGCCGCGCCUCCACCGCUUCCUGGACCACCGCCGACCUCCGGUUUCGUCAGGAAAUCGUGAUCCAGGCUGUUGCCAGGGUACCUUCGACUUUGACGUUAAUAGAGGAAGCACUGGGGAGCAGUCAGCGAGCGUGGGGAAAUUCGGAAGAUCCUUCGUCUAGGGGUUUGAUCCCUCUGGCGAUGAGUCAAUCGCGAGGUGGAGGGAAACAAACGAGAGGAUGGACGAAGACCGCGAUUCCUUCCGAUUAAAUAGGAAAGGGAAUCAGGAAUAUCUACCGUCUUGCGACGACGACGCCAACGACGAUUCGAAAGAUACGUUCCAAGAGACAGCGAGAAGAUGGAAAUAUGUGCCUGAGGAAUACGACGCAACCUGAAACCACCGCUCGUCCGUUGCGUCUUCGCAAAGGGCGCGAGUAUUUUCAAUAAAUCGAUGUAUUCUUUUA
Messenger RNA from Orussus abietinus, 4605 nucleotides. RefSeq names its product SEC23-interacting protein. The record is from RefSeq and is a predicted model, not a curated record. The coding region runs from base 48 to 4223 and encodes 1391 amino acids. Gene Ontology annotation, cellular component: COPII-coated ER to Golgi transport vesicle. Gene Ontology annotation, molecular function: metal ion binding. Lineage: Eukaryota; Metazoa; Arthropoda; Insecta; Hymenoptera; Orussidae. The transcript has 9 exons.